Leptosia nina is the source of this 1167-nucleotide messenger RNA. NCBI's taxonomy places the organism in Eukaryota, Metazoa, Arthropoda, Insecta, Lepidoptera, Pieridae. The record is from the annotation of a GenBank genome assembly.
AUGCUGCUGUUUCUGGUUAUUUUACCUUUUUUAAGUGUUCAAGGGAACAUCAUAGAUUCUGAUGCACUAGACCCAACAUGGAACGAUCUGCUAACGGCUGGAGGUAUGCAUAUCGGGCACGGCCGGACAAAACGCUUCGUCGAACUCAAGGAGAAUCAACCAAAUGUGCCUUACCAAGCUUGUCUACUCCCCGACGGCAAGACAGGACACUGCCGCCAUUUACAUUAUUGUAUACAAGAUGACUUCAAAAGGGAUUUCAUGAAGUUUAUGGACUACAUUUGCAUCAUACAACACUCGGCCAUUGGUGUUUGCUGUCCAGAUAGCAUGGCGGAUGGAUCCGCAGUAGAUGCGUUGGCAGGAGAUCUUCCAGCUACAGCACCGAAAGACGAAGAUGAAAUAACAGUAAAAAUAACAAGAGCAGAAAACAGAGGUUGUGGCUUAAGUACCAGACCACAAGGCCGCAUAACUGGUGCCAGACCAGCUAACCCUCGUGAGUGGCCAUGGAUGGCUUCCGUUACCCCCACUGGCUUCGAGCAGUAUUGCGGAGGUGCCCUCAUCACCGACAGACAUGUUCUUACAGCUGCGCAUUGUACGAGAAGGUGGAAGGCGGAUGAGUUAUUCGUUCGUCUUGGGGAAUACGACUUCCAAAGGUCUAACGAUUCACGUACAUACAACUUCAACGUGGUUGAAAUAAGACAGCACGAACUGUUCGAUUCUUCCAACUACCACAAUGAUAUUGCAAUUCUGAAGCUGCAUAGACCGGCCGUGUUCAACACUUAUGUGUGGCCCAUUUGUCUCCCCCCCAGGGGUUUGAAACUGGAUGAUCAAAUCACUACGGUUAUUGGUUGGGGCACACAAUCCUAUGGUGGACCAACGAGUGACGUUUUGAUGGAGGUGUCCAUACCGGUCUGGAAUCAUGAGGAGUGUGUGAAAUCCUUCACUGACUCUGUUUUUGAUGAGACCCUAUGCGCCGGGGAUAAGGAGGGCGGCAAAGACGCGUGUCAGGGUGACAGUGGUGGGCCACUUAUGUACCAAAUGUCCAGCCGCCGCUGGGCCGUGGUCGGCGUAGUCUCGUGGGGAGUACGAUGUGGUGAACCAAACCACCCGGGACUGUAUGCUAAAGUCGAUGACUACUUGGAGUGGAUUGUACGGAACACCGUGUUUUAA